Messenger RNA from Biomphalaria glabrata, 3808 nucleotides. Its product is annotated as serine/threonine-protein kinase A-Raf-like. Bases 41 to 2404 code for a protein of 787 amino acids. The transcript has 17 exons. Gene Ontology annotation, biological process: signal transduction; protein phosphorylation. Gene Ontology annotation, molecular function: ATP binding; protein kinase activity. Lineage: Eukaryota; Metazoa; Mollusca; Gastropoda; Planorbidae. The record is from RefSeq and is a predicted model, not a curated record.
UAUAGGAGGUCACGUGACUUAAUCCAUCAAUGUAGCUAAUAUGGCGGUUGUUCAACAAUCGGGAAUGAACGGAGACAUACCAAAUUUCACUAUUGGAUCUAAUGGAGAUGAAGCAAACAUCUCUGGCAAUCUCCAAGAAGAGAUUGAAAAUAUUCAACGUGUCAUCAAAGUGACACGAAAAAAAUUGGAGGCCAUGAAUGAAGAAUUUGGCAGGCACCAGCAUCCACCAGCUAUCUAUGUGCAGGAAUAUGAAGAACUAGCCAAUAAAAUUCAUGAAUAUCAACUGAGAGAGCAAAGGCUUCAGGAUCAAAUCAGUGUGGGAAGAGGUUCACCCCCACCAUCUCCACCUUUGCCAGAAGAUCCCCUAUUGUCUCCAGGCCCUCCAUUAACUCCCAACAACAGCAAUAACAAUCUGAGGCAACUGCCCACAGGACAAAGAAGUCCACAGCUUGCAUGUAGAAUGGAAAGGUCCACCUUUCACAUCAAAGCAUAUUUGCCUAACAGUAUGGUCACAACAGUUGUUGCUAAGCCUGGUACAACUCUAAAGGAAGGUCUAAUGAAAGCCAUGAAGAGAAGACAGUUGGAUGCCUCUCAGUGCCAGGUGUUUAGGCACAAAACUAGAAUUCAAUUAACAUGGAACACUGACAUGGGGGAACUAGCUGGACAAGAAGUUUCUGUUGAACUUAUGGAGGUGGAUGAUGAUAAUGGUAUCACAAGAUCAAUGCCACGUGCUGUAGUUUUAUCCCAUAACUAUGGAAGGAAGACAUACUUUUCAUUAACCUUCUGUGAUAUUUGCCGUAACCUCCUGUUUCAAAGUAUUCGAUGUCAAACAUGUGGGCUUAAAUUUCACCAACGUUGUGAGGAUAAAGUACCGCGAAGCUGUCAAGGUGACUUAGAAGUAUAUUUGCGCACAAUGAGGGAAAAUUCUCGUGAACAAGUUCAUCAUUUAUUAGCUGAGCCUCAGGGAACUCCUGUGAGCAGGAAGCAAAGUCAGUCAGGAUCAAAAGGGACUCAUAUUAGUCGUCCACCUGCUCCUCAGUUAGGACACAGGGAAAGGUCAACCUCUGCCCCAAAUGUUUGUGCUAACAUAGUGGACAGUGGCGAUAUUUCUCAACAGGAAUAUCUAAGAAGAUUCAGAGAGUUGCAAAGUCAAGCUAAUAUGUUUACCAGUUAUCGGUCUAGUUUCUAUAAGGACAAACGACAUGCUAGUGAUAGCAGUGCCUCAUUUGCAAAAAAUGUUCCAAAAUCUCGAAAUAGAGAUCAACAAUCUCAGACAUUGACGCUCCCAUCUCAAUCUCCUGCAGGAAGUCCCACAAAAAGUGCUCAUUCAUCGCCAACAAUAUCUACUAAGCAUGUGCGCCCUCGUGCCAAAUCAGUGGAAACAGAUCCUGGCAAAAGAACGAGAACUAGAAGAGACUCAAAUGAAGACUGGGAAAUCCCUAAUGGUGAAAUUAUGUAUGAUCGGCAAAUUGGUUCAGGUUCUUUUGGAACAGUGUUUAAAGCUCAUUGGCAUGGCCCUGUAGCAGUUAAAAAACUUAAUGUUACUGAUCCAACUCCAGCACAGAUGCAAGCCUUUAAAAAUGAAGUUGGUGUUUUAAGGAAAACUCGCCAUUUAAACAUUCUGUUAUUUAUGGGUUUGGUUUCUAAGCCUCAUUUGGCUAUUGUUACUCAGUGGUGUGAUGGUCACAGUCUAUACAAACAUCUCCAUGUGCAAGAGACUAAAUUUCGCAUUGAUCAGCUCACUAUGAUUGCUAAGCAAACUGCACAAGGAAUGGAUUACCUUCACGCCAAAUCAAUAAUUCAUCGAGAUUUAAAGUCUAACAAUAUUUUUUUGACAGAAGUUUGUACAGAAAAUAUGACUGUUAAAAUUGGUGACUUUGGUUUAGCAACUGUGAAAACAAGAUGGAGUGGUUCACAUAUGUUUCAACAGCCAACUGGUUCUAUAUUAUGGAUGGCUCCUGAAGUUAUUAGAAUGAAAGAACAGAAUCCUUAUACAUUCCAGUCUGAUGUCUAUGCCUUUGGAAUAGUGCUCUAUGAACUCCUGACUUGUUCAUUACCCUAUUCCAAUAUCAACAAUAAAGAUCAGAUUUUGUUUAUGGUGGGCAAAGGUUAUCUCAAGCCAGACUUUACCCGAUGUCGCUCUGACACACCAAAACAGCUCAACAGGUUCAUGCUUAACUGUUUAGAAUUUGACAGAAAUGAUAGACCACUUUUCCCUCAGCUUCUGGCUUCAUUGGAGGCUUUGUAUACAUCAAUCCCUAAGAUCAAACGCAGUAAAUCAGAGCCAACUAUCCACAGAACAGACUCAUUUGAUUUAGAUUUUAAACACAUAUGUGCCUCACCGAAAACCCCCAUUAAUAGUCAUUACACACCCAAAUUCUUUUUUACUGGUGGAAACUAUUAACUGCAUUCUUCCUUGUGUGGGAAAACAUGACACAGAUUUUAUCCACAUUUUAGAUAUGCAACUGUGGUCAACCACAAUGAAAUCACAUAAAACCACAUCCAGUAUUUGUGUCAUUUUUUUUUACAUUUUAUGGCUCAUUUACAUUUGAACCACAAAUGUGUCUGUUUUUCUUUGACAAAAGAAAGCAACAAAAGCUGUGCUAAGAGUGAUUCUUUUUCUAUGAGCUCUUGAAUAACAAAUCUUUUGUUUUUGUACUACAUAGUCAAGCUGAAAAUCUAGAUGCUGAAUUUCAUGGUCCAUUUUCAAUAAAUGAAAAACUAUCAAGCAAGCUGAGAUAGCUGCCAUAAAACAUUGACACUUUUCUUGAUUUGGAGAAUAAAUUUCAGACUCUGAAUUGCAAAAGUAUGGUAAAUUGUGAUUCCGAAAAUUAGACAAGGAAAAUUUUUUAUCACAUUGACUGUAACAUGCAUGAGUCCUACAGUCAAUAUUUUAAUUACAGUGCUAAGAUUGGGCUUGGUGGCCGAACCAAGGGGUCUCAAGUUGGAAUCCCAGUGAAGAGAUUUUGAACUAUGGGAUUCUUAGGAUGCCCCUGAGCCCACCCAACUGAAGUGGGGACCUGAUAUAGGUUGGGAAAGUAAAGGCUGUUGACAGUUGUACAAGCCACGACAGCCUCAUUAACUGUUGGCCGUAGAAACAGAUGACCUUUACAUCAUCUGCUCCCAUAGAUCGUAAGAUCUGAAAGGAGUGCUCAGAUGGUUGCAUACAUUUAAUUUUUAAGAGAGUGCUGUAUAAACCAGACCUUAUGUCAAAUAAAAUGAUUUGCUAACAAGAAUAUUGAUAGGAAAUUUUUGGACAGUGUAUUAGAAAUGUAUUUCCUCUUUUUUAUUAAGCGUAAGGAUUAUUUAUUUUUCAAAAUCAGAUUCUGGAAUGACUUGUAUGUAAUAAUGAGUCUCUGAGGCCAGUUAUAAUUGGAAGUUGCAUUUUUAAUUGCCAGGCAAUUAAAUUUUGAACUAUAAGUUUAUUUUUCUCAGCUUUCAAAGAUUAUAUAAUAUUGUUGUUAAUUAUUGUGUUUUGUGAAUGAUCUUGUGAAAUGAAAUAUCAAUUAUACAUUCUUUAGUUUUGUAAAAUUGUGCUAAUGGGUUGCAUCUGACAUUGUGAUACAAAAAUAAUUUGUAGUUGGCUCAGCCUACCUAAAGAUCUCUUAUGUGUAUAUUAUAUUUUAUCAAAUAGUAAUUUAUUGUCUGUUACGCUUAUGUAACAAAACAACCACUUUGAGGAUAAACUCAGAAUUAGGCAGAGGGGAAACUUCAAAAACAAAUUUGCUGUUAGUACUCGAAGGUCAUUACAAUUGUAUUACAUAACAAAAAUCUACCAUGUCUUUCUUUAUUGUUUUUUUUUUUUUUU